Peniophora sp. CBMAI 1063 is the source of this 762-nucleotide messenger RNA. The record is from the annotation of a GenBank genome assembly. NCBI's taxonomy places the organism in Eukaryota, Fungi, Basidiomycota, Agaricomycetes, Russulales, Peniophoraceae.
AUGUCUACCACUUGCAGGCACUACACGCCUCCACACCUCCCACCCCACCUCGACAGCGAGACUGUAGUGCACGAGAUGAAUUUCCUGAGGCGAAUUCCCGACCCGUCACAAGCUACCCGUGCACGCAGUACUGGACCAAGCACUUCGAGCCUGCUCGACGAACAAACUGUACACGGGAACGAAAUUGCAUGUCCAGACUCGCUUAUCCUCACCCCCCUCAAUGACGCUACCAUCAUUACGCUCUCGGUCGACCGCGUCUUUCCCUCGAACACGCCCAACUCAUGGGACUUGGCUGAGAUCUUUGCCUACGCCGUCGCAUACGGCCUCUACCUCACCCUGUCGAUGAUCGCCCUUGUCAUCAUCAUCAAGGAGACGACCUUCUUCGAGGACAAGUUCGGCGUUAGGCUCACCACGUUCUUCCCCAUCGACACGAACAACGGGCAGAUGCACCCGAUCAUCUACCUCCAGGUCGCCAUCAUCUCGCAGGCGCCCAUCUUCGUCACCCGUUCGCACGGCUUCUUCAUGGAGCGCCCAUCGUUCGCUCUCAUGGGCGCGUUCUGCUUGGCCCAGCUCGUCUCGACGAUCAUCGCCGUCUAUGCCGACUGUGGCCUCGCCGGCAUUGAGGGCAUCUCCGGUGGCCGGGUUGGUUUUGUCUGGGUCUGGGUGUGUUCAUCUUCCCCUGCGGUGUCGAACAUGGCACUUACUUUGAUCUUCAAAACAUCGCCUGGUUCCUCCCGCUCGACUUGGUCAAGUUCGCCAUGA